GCUUUUGUCGGAAUUAAGCUGUUUUUUGGGGAUGUGCAGACAAGAUCUUUUCCAUAAUUCCUGUCGUAUUUCAGCACCAAUCUGUUCUUCCGAGCAACAGGACAGGACAAGUUAGAAGACCUAGAAAGCCAGAAGUUCUGCUGCCUACAAAAAUCCCAGCAUGAGGCUCAUUUUCAAUCUGUUCCUAGGAUGGUGGCUAACUCAGCACAGAGGGACGGCUGAAGGACAACUUCAUCCCAAACCUUCCAUCUCAGUGAAUCCCAGUAACGUGGUUGCUGUGGGAGAGAAUAUAAACAUUGGCUGCAAGAAGGACGGGAACGUAAAAGUGAUAUCCGCUUUCUAUCUAAGUAAAGAAAUUAAUCGUCAUCUCGUAACGAUAUAUCGUAACGAAACAGAGCACAAUGAGGUUGAAUUUCAUAUUUUCAGUGCCAAGCAAUCAGAUCAGGGGUACUACUAUUGUGGAUAUUAUUUCCUUCUUUCAGAACCGUCAUACUUAAGCGAGUCAGUUUCUAUCUUUGUGCGAGAACAAUCUUUUCCCAGCCCCUCCAUUUCAGUGAUCCCCAAUAGCCUGGUUGUCCUAGGAAAAGAAGUCACCAUCCAGUGCAAACAGGAAUAUUACCAAACUGUACAAUUUAACCUCUUCAAAAAAGGUGCUUUAAAUGUACUAGCAAAUGAAUUUUCAAAGAACAAAAUGACUGAAUUCUUUAUUACCAGUGCCCAAGAACCACAUGGAGGAAUCUAUUUUUGUGACUAUCAAUUAAAAAACCGGCACCAGGGUGACAAUAGAUAUUCGAAGUUCAGUAAUAAAAUAUAUAUCAAUAUAACAGACCCCAGGGUCACAGAGCCUGACAUCUAUAUGGAACCAAAGGGACAGCAAAUGCUUGAUACAAAUGUCUGGAUCUACUGCCAGGGGCCAGAGGAUGGCCUGAACUACUCCCUCUAUAAAUCAACAAACUUCAUAACUUCUCAAAGGACAAAACCAAACAGUUCCUUGGCUGAGUUUUCCAUCUCAGGAGUCAGGCUGGAACACAUAGGAAACUACAGUUGCUGCUAUCAGCUUAAAAAUAAACCCUUUGUGUAUUCAAAGUUAAGUGACCCUCUGCAGCUUCAAGUAAGAGAUCCCAGCCUGACCAAGCCUUCCAUCCAGAUUAUAAAGGCAGAACAAGGUGCUACAGAAGCAAAUGUCUCCAUACAAUGCAAUGCAACAGAACCAAAUCUGAUUUUUGCUCUUCUGAAAUCAGGGGAACAGAUAGAUUACAAAGCUGCGGAGCCAGGGGAAAAGGCGGUGAAUUUUACUCCCCACUGGAUGAAAUUGGAAGAGACACAAAAUUAUGCCUGCCAGUACCACCAUAAAAGCAGCCUCUUUGUCUGGUCAGUUCCAAGUGACCCACUGGAGAGGCCUUCAGAAGGCGAAUCCUUAAUAACCCUAUGGACAAGCAUUGCUGCGUGCCUCUUCUUUCUGGCUGUCCUCUUUUUGGUGCUUAUCCUCAUUUUAUGCAGAAAAAGAAGAAAAGGCUCUGUUACCAAAGAAAGCAAUGUACCAGCCAAGAUGUACUUAAGCUCUUCCAUGGAGGAAACCCCUGAUGAAGUUUCUUAUGCUGCAAUAAACCACAAUUCACAGAAAAUUGUGAAAAGACCACCAACCCUUUAUGAUACAGUCCCUGAAUCCUGUGUCUAUGCAAAUGUGGCCAAAGAAAGCACUAAGGAGAACCAAUAGGGAUGGCUAUUCAGAAGAGAAGAUAAUUCUGAGAUGUUGGUGUACCCAUCUAUAUUACAGAUACCCAUGUUGGGAUCAUCUUGCUGUACACAUCUUCCUUCCUCUUUCAUGGUUUUGAUUGUUCAAUGUCAGAGAGAUUGCUGGGUUCAGGCGAGCACAUAUCCUGCCCAUAGGUGUCUUCACAAGUAGAUUAUUAUAAUAUCUGAUACUGCAAAUUGAAUCACGGCAUUCUGUAGCUCAAGUCCAAUUCUUUCUCCAAGACUGAGAUGGGCCAAUAGGAGAAAGAAUCAGACAGGGAGCUGCUGAAAGAUUCACUAUGGAGUUACAAGUAUCAGAACUCUAUAACCAUAAUCACGACAGGAAGGGAAUACUUAAGGAAAAACUCCUCCGAUGUUCUGAUCAGUAAAAGAAUGUAUUUUUAAAAGGGACCACGCAGGAAUAUUUUUGCUUUUAAAUAUGAACUCCAUCUAGAGGAAAUUCUAUCAAAACCAUUGGAUCUUGCUUGCUUUUUCCUGACUUCCUGACUAAAGAAUUUUAUGUCUUUUUUUUUUAAUUUGAAUUUAUAUCCCGCCCUUCUCUGAAGACUCAGGGCAGUUUACAUUGUGUUAAGCAAUAGUCUUCAUCCAUUUGUAUAUUAUAUACAAAGUCAAUUUAUUGCCCCCAACAAUCUGGGUCCUCAUUUUACCUACCUUAUAAAGGAUGGAAGGCUGAGUCAACCUUGGGCCUGGUGGGACUUGAACUUGCAGUAAUUGCAAGCAGCUGUGUUAAUAACAGACGGCUUAGUCUGUUGAGCCACUAGAGGCCUUGUGAAAGCAAGUUAACCUGCACUUAGAUAUUGUUUAUACCCAAUCAACCAGCCUCAUUAUCAGGGUGAAAAAUCCCCUUUUGCAACUGAUCUUCAGUUGCCAGAUACAAGGAUGGAUCUUUUUGAGUCUAGAACGAGGAUAUGGACAAGGCUGAGUUGAAUAUUCUUACUAUAAUUAAAAAGGUGAGGUUUUAAUUAAAAACCAGAGCUUUCCAACAGUACCAAAACCCAUCCUUUGUAGUGGCUAUAUGAUGUUACGAUGAUUAUAUUGUUCUGAUUCUUGUGAGGACAGUUGUGUCCUCAACCUGUGCAAUUUGUGACAGAUUAACAAAAAGAGGGUGGACAGAUAAAUAGCUCGAGACUGCUGAUAGGUUAUUAAAUAGCCAGUGGAACUGUAACUCUCUUAAGCCACCUUUCUCAUCUCAGGUGUUACAUCUGGUAAUCUGAUCACAUCUGGUGGAAUAAUGGGAACAUGUUCUUGAAAAUUAAAGUGAAAGGAAGUUGACCCACCAUGGCAUAGUAGCAGGACCAUGGCAACUUGUACAGGGACGUUUUAGCAACAUGGAGGAGAGGAGGACAAUGGCUUGGUGACAAGACAAAUUCAGGAUCAUAGGGACAGAAGAUGUAAUUUUUAUACUGUAAUGGGGGAAAACAGGAGUAAUUUGAAGUUCCUUCUGUUGGCUUUGUUGAAUUUCUGUAUGUGUUCCUGAGAAUGGCAAUUGAAUCUGAGCAAGGAUUAGUGAAGCAGGUUUCGUGACUAACAAGCAUAUACAAUUAGGAUAGGCAAGGCCUUUACCUGACUACAUCCUAUCAGAUGAAAGUUAAUGCAUGGGUUCUGUGGAUGUGGGGAGAAGAGCAAAAGACAGUGAGCCAAGAUUUGCAAUUUCUUCUUAGACAAACAGCAGGCAGAGUGUUAGACAGAAUAAAUCCUGAAUUUUCCAACACAUUCGUACAAACACCACCUCCUUGUGGUAAAUCAGUCAGUGCCAUUGGAUGUACACACCCUAAGACAUAGUUGAUACAUGCUAGUCUGAAGAACCUCCAUUGGAAGUUUGUCCCAAGUUGCAAAAAAGUAUUUUAUGAAACCCCACUAUGAAGUCAACUUCAUAGUUCUUACCUGGCCUUUCAAUUCACAUCUCAAAGGAGCAGUUGGAGAGCAAGUAAAUUGCCUUACUGGGAUCUUGUCAGCUGGAGCUGGCACACAGAGAAGGACAGUCAACGUUAGCUUCUGAACUCUUAAAUUCUGCAAAACCUGCUUCCUGAACCUACAUUUGGAAUUCUUCCUUUUUAUUUCUGGUUUUCUUUUUCUAAAAAGAAAGUGGAGUCACUUUAAGCGGGUAGCCUGAAGCUUAGAAUACUGGUUAUGCCUUACAAUGACUUCAAAUGUUUAUUAUGGAAGGAAAAAACUGGUCUCGCCAUGGGAGACCAGCAGCUUCAGGUUGCCAUAAAGAAGAGCCCUGAGUAAUAAAUAAUGAAGACUGAGAUCUAUUUCCAAGACGUUAAAUCAGAUUGAAUGGGUACAAGGGUCUCCUAGACUAGGGGUGUCAAACUCGCGUCUUCACAGCAGCGUCACAUGACGUACUGGGAUUUUUUCCCCCUUUGCUAAACUGAGCUGGGGCAGAGCCAACACGUGAUGCAUCCAGCCCGCAGGCCGUGAGUUUGACACUCCUGUCCUAGACUAUUAAUGUUGUACUACAUUACUUAGUCUGUAAAGCAGUGUUUCUAAACCAUGGUGACAAUAAGAUGUAAGGACUUCAGGUCCCAGAAUUCCCCAGGCAGCAUGGUUAAGGAAUUCUGGGAGUUGAAAUCUACAUUGAAGUCUACAUAUCUUAAUGUUGCCAAUGUUGCGCAACACUGCCAUAAAAUAAAGGUUCUCCUCAGUUGAAAUCCACAACUGGUGACCACCUAGAAUUUUCUUUCAAACCAUUGAUUUGUUUUUGCCAUAGCUUUCUUCUGCAUAAGUUUCUUUCAACUACUCUAUCUAGCCUUCAGCCCUAGGAUUCCUCAUGGCCUUUCAUCCAGUUACUGACUAGAUUGGUUUUUGCUUAGCUUUUUGAGCUCUGACAAAUUCACUAGCCUCAGCUGUUGUGAUAUUUUAACAUGUAAAUAAACCAAGUGUUACUGAAACAAUAUAAAUAUCCUGUGACUAAUCCACUAAAAUGAAAAUUUGGGAACUUCUGGAACUUCUCCAUUCUCAGAAAUGGGGUAUGUCCACAUUAGUAUUCGUUUCUAUACUUUUAUUAUUCAUAUUUUCUGUGAUCUUGUUGUGUUUUAUCCUUGGCAAACUGAAAAAUUGCUGAAAUGUCAUGGCUAUAAUUUAAUAAAGACAUAAAUAACA
Ahaetulla prasina is the source of this 4860-nucleotide messenger RNA. RefSeq names its product immunoglobulin superfamily member 1-like. The transcript is spliced from 9 exons. The record is from RefSeq and is a predicted model, not a curated record. NCBI's taxonomy places the organism in Eukaryota, Metazoa, Chordata, Lepidosauria, Squamata, Colubridae. The coding region runs from base 161 to 1717 and encodes 518 amino acids.